AUGACAUUCUCGGUCUCUAUCACUUUCCUGUUGCUGAUUUGUUUAUUGAGCUGCUUCGCCUCCCGUGGUUCCGGCUUGAGUUAUCAAGACUUUCGCAAUAUACAAAUUCGCCUAGAAGAAUACACGGUUGCAUUAUUGGAAGUCAAAGCAAAACAACUUGAGGUUUACGAAAUGCGCGCUGUUAACAACGAAACGAAUGUGUUAGAAAAGCUGCUAAACGAAAGCCACAGACUGGAUCGUUUAUACGCACUGAAAUGGAUUAAUGAACUAAUGUCCUCACCUGUUUUCCAGGCGAACGAGGUGAUUGACAAAGACACUAAGAUACAAUAUGCAAAUGAGUACGAAGUGAAGAAACUUCUGAAUAAGUCUACUCCUCUGGACACAGGAAGUGAAGCGCUUUUGCAGAAAAUCAAAGAGAAAUGGGAAGCCAGAGCGAGAUUGUAUGCUGCUGAAAAUGCUUACCUGUCUAGAUCAUCGACAAAGUGUUUGAAGAAAGAGGACAAUACACCAGUGAAAGAGAACUUGGUGAUUGGAGAGAAACGAAUUCGAGAACUGAAAAAGGCUGCCAAAAUGAGGCUUUUCGAAGCAGCUGAAACAUACAAGAAAUUCACAUUAAAUCUGAAUGAUACACAAUUCGAUUCAUUACGAAAUAAUUUCCUAUGGACUCCACCGAUUUUCAUUGCUAGCAUAGAUGCACUUUUCGAAAAAACAGAAGAGGUGGAGAAUCAACGACUUCAUUAUUUACUAUGCUUUCGUUCUUGGUCCAACAAUACACCGGAAAUGAGUCAUCAUUACAACAACAACUGA
This is a messenger RNA of Trichobilharzia szidati, 807 nucleotides long. NCBI's taxonomy places the organism in Eukaryota, Metazoa, Platyhelminthes, Trematoda, Strigeidida, Schistosomatidae. The record is from the annotation of a GenBank genome assembly.